AGUACAAACUUGGUACGGAGUUGGGCACGAUUAUGGACAACUUGACGCUAUUCCUUGUGACAGCGGUUCGAAAAUGGUUCUGCAGGGAAGGCAUUAUUGAAAAAGAGGCUCUGGUAUGCGGUGGGGCGGGUCACCGGUUUCCGCCGCCGUAGGCGCUCACUUCAAAACUAUUCCCCUCUCUUUUUGGGAGCGCUAACUUGCGUCCUUUGCAUUUUCUUAUUGGCCUCCAGUGUGGUUGAUGACGGUCUUACAGUCGAAGCAGAUGUUGAGACCAAUCAGUUGAUUGAAAUGGACUUUUUCUUUUUUUGAAAUACUUGACCGUUAAAUGUGUGCCUUCAUUGGUUCGACCAUCACCAAGUAUUCUUCUUUUGUUUUGUUUUUAACGUUUUCUUCCGAUGCUGUGAGCUGUUGUGGGAUUGCACAAUGAGCAAUGUACGUGCAGCCUGACGUCAUCGCCUUUCCCGGAAGUUUUUCCGCCAGGAAUACCAGACAGAUUUUUAAUGCCAAUUUUUUCCCUCGUGGAAAACUCCUCCUUGAAAAUGGUUGUAUACAGCAGUGUUGUGAUGAUCUAAAUGACCGUCAUGAACCCCAGCUGUGUAUGUGUUCCGAGGUCGUCCCAUGAUCUGUUUAGCUGCACCUGGGUUUCUUCUGGGUGGACGGAAGGGCGUCGUUAGGGGCUUCCGGUUGUCUUCAUGAUCUGUCAACCGUUGAACCAACAAUCGCUGCAACGGAAACCUUGCUGGGGGAAAGAUUUUAGCUAACAUUAAAGCCGCGUAAACGUAUUUAUCCCCAACAAAGUAUAAUGGAAAAAAGAGCCGUUUAUUGCGAAGGGAACAACUUGUAAAGCAUUAUCGUCGGCGCCGUCGUGCGAUAAGAGAGACAAGUUGUUUUGCUUAGACGACGGUUUCGAAUAAAGAACGACGUUCAAUGAUCCAAUUAGUAGCGGUCGACAACGGAAGCACUGAUGGAGCCAAAGUGGCAGGAAGCUACCCAUAAUGUCGAGAGACGGAUUUGAUGGUGCACUCAAUUGUUCAUUUCCCGGUAUGGAGACAAACAUCACAUUGUGGCAGUUCUUGCUGGAGCUCCUUCUCAGUAACCAGUACAGUCAUAUGAUUACCUGGACCAAUAAUGAUGGGGAAUUCAAGUUGGUCAACGCCGAGGAAGUGGCCAGGCUUUGGGGACUUCGCAAAAACAAACACAACAUGAACUACGACAAGUUGAGCCGUGCAUUACGCUACUACUACGACAAGAACAUCAUCAAGAAGGUGUUGGGGCAAAAGUUUGUCUACCGCUUUGUGUCCUUCCCGGAAAUUGUGAAAACGGAGAACAAAAUUCCAUUCCACGUCAAGAUGGAAAGCAUUAACAAAACGCCACCGAAAACUCCCUUCCCCGCUCACCAGGCAAGAGCUCCGAGUGGAUCACCAUCCGAAGUAGGAGAAGACCUGAGCUUGAAAAGCAGUCGUGUAUGGAGCAAAUAUGAGCCCAUAAAACCGAGCUCCGAUGAAGACGAACCUCCGGCAACACCCGACGAUGUGAGUUCAACAAGUAGCAGUCGUGCGUCCCCGGGUGCUACGAAACGACGAGCAGAAUCUGACACUGACUCCUGUCCUUCACCUCGAUCAUCUGGAUCAACGGGUGUGUCAGUGGUGGCCAUCGGAAAACCGAAACCACGUCCACCACCCAUUCUACCACCUAUGGUGACGUCAGGAUUCCCAAGUUUAUCCACUCCGGUAAUGACGUUCACGAGUCCUUUUCUGGCACCUGGUGGGAAGACUCCUCCACUUGUACCAAUGUCCUUCUAUCCUUUAAGUCCCUUAUCACGUUAUGGAUCGCCGACUCACUUUCAGUUUCCUGCUCAUUCUUUUCCUCCAUUGAGUCCCUUCAUGACUCCCUACUCGCCUUUCGAUCCACAGCUGGUGUUUUCACCGACCAAGUCGAUACCCGUGCUUCAGUGAAUGUGCUGGUCACUUGUACAUAGCCAAGGAACACUUUUGUGCCUUUCAACACCCAAGACGCUUUUUGUGCACACGUGUUGAACCAAUCAGAGAUUAUAUUCGACGCACCUUAGUGGUAACCAGUGAAUAACCAGUGUCGCAUAUUAAAGGGGGCGCACUCUCUCGAUGGUAUUGGAAACAAAACCUGUUUUUGUGUGUGUCUGGAUCUCAAGCCCAUUGUGCACAACAUCACUCUGGAAGUGUGUUUUUCUUCUCGCUCUUGUAGUGAGUGAGUGGGAAAUGCUCGCUCUAUUUUUCUACUCGCUGUAAAUAAGAUGUAUCAAAGAAGAACAGAUUAUGGAAUAAAAAUAUAUCCGAGUACA
This is a messenger RNA of Ornithodoros turicata, 2317 nucleotides long. Its product is annotated as ETS domain-containing protein Elk-1-like. Gene Ontology annotation, molecular function: DNA-binding transcription factor activity, RNA polymerase II-specific; sequence-specific DNA binding. Gene Ontology annotation, cellular component: nucleus. Lineage: Eukaryota; Metazoa; Arthropoda; Arachnida; Ixodida; Argasidae. The record is from RefSeq and is a predicted model, not a curated record. The transcript has 3 exons. Gene Ontology annotation, biological process: cell differentiation; regulation of transcription by RNA polymerase II. Bases 996 to 1955 code for a protein of 319 amino acids.